This is a messenger RNA of Entrophospora candida, 1106 nucleotides long. NCBI's taxonomy places the organism in Eukaryota, Fungi, Glomeromycota, Glomeromycetes, Entrophosporales, Entrophosporaceae. The record is from the annotation of a GenBank genome assembly.
CCAUUGGCUUUUCAAAUAAAAGGAUAAAACUUGAAGAUAACACAACAAAAUUUCUAGGAGAACUCUUGCAUCCUUUUGAUGAAGAAAUUAAUUCAUUUUCAUGUCCUUUUUAUGCUCCUAGAUUAUGUUCUAUUGUUAGUAAUGUUAUGGGCAAGUCCUUUAGAGAACAGGUUGGUGGAGAAGCACAUACUUCAGAUACUAUCAAUGAUCACAUGAUGGAUGUAAUUGAUCUUGUCCAAGAGUAUGCUCUUGGUUGUAGUAACUUGGAUUGGAACCGUAACAAGGUGAUUAAUCCUAUGACUACCAACACAGAAAAAAAGAGGGUUCAACCAGAUGUCACAGUCUAUUAUAAUAGAGUGCUUACAAUGAUGGGUGAGGAGAAAGAUGUUUAUUAUCGAUUGGAAGAUGCAGAAAAAGAUUUAGAUGAAUACUUUGAUUUUUGGAAUCCACUUGCCUUUGGUAGAUUACCCUUUGUCGUGGCUUUUGCAGCAGCUGGCACAAAAUUACAAUUUUAUUAUUAUUAUGCAGACAACAUAGGCAAUAAACCAGUACAUGUAAAAAUUGAUUUUCACAAAGAAUUUUAUGAUAAUAUUUAUCCACACUUAGGACAAUACAAAAAACUUAAUUACAGAACUACUAGAAAUUUGGUACAUUUAGAAUUGGCACCAGUUGGAUAUGAAAAAAUUCCUACAAAUGAGGGUGAAUUGAAAAUUGCCAUAUUUGAUAUACUUGAAAUUGUAAAAAGGCUUCAUGAAAUGAAAGUUGUCCACUGGGACAUUCGCUGGGAAAACAUUAUAAGACUUAUAAAUGAUAGAUGGAUAUUGAUUGACUUUGAGGAAUUAAACAUUAUUGACAAAAUAAUUAUUGCAAUUAUUGUUUAUAGACUUGCAUUAAAUACUGCAGCUCCAGAAUAUAUAGAUGGAGAAGAUUCAUGCCAAACAGCAAAUGAUAUCUGGAUGAUUGGAAACCUUUUUUCUAAAGUUACUUUUUCACUUUCUUUCUCUGCCAGAAAUUUUUGGAAUAAAUUGACAAAUCAAAAUCCUUGUGAUCGAUUAACUGCAGAUGAUGCUUUGAAAGAUGACUGGUUAAAAGGAAUAGAAAGAUAA